This is a messenger RNA of Pocillopora meandrina, 17590 nucleotides long. The record is from the annotation of a GenBank genome assembly. NCBI's taxonomy places the organism in Eukaryota, Metazoa, Cnidaria, Anthozoa, Scleractinia, Pocilloporidae.
AAAUUUUGAACUUUCUCGUUGAAAUUGUCAAGGAAAGUGUAACCGUGUUUCGGUAAUAUUUCGACAGUUUCCUUGGAGAAAAUAUCACUUUUAUAAGGGAUUUGCCUCAAUUAACAUGUGAUAGUGUUGGAAGGGGGCUAUGGUUUCGGAAAUUGUCGCGUGGAAGCUCUGAAGAAAGUUUGAAAAUUAUGGCGGCACAACAGAAGCGCUCAUGGAAACUUCGUAAGUACAUAUAGGUGUUCACCGGUACAAAAUUUAAAAAUGGAGUUUGAGAUGUAAUUAAAAUAAUGGGAUACUGGGAAUUAAGUCAUGUACUUUUCUGUACGAUUCAAACGUUUUAAAGUUGUGAAAUCGAACUCUCCUGCGUCAAAAAUUUCGUCUGGCCAUUUGUAACGUCAUGUCAAUUCAAGCACGAGUCAACUCGUAAAUUAAGAAUGUAAACGAACGCUAGAACAACAUGUGUGACAAACAGAACCAUUUCUUUGCAUUCAGGAAAAGUCGUGGUUUUUUCCUAUUUUCAUGAUUAUAGCAUCUUUGUGAGACGUCUCAUGUUACUUUGUCAAGGGUUCGGAAUUUUUGUGAGAAAUAGGCUUAGUGUUUCAACGAGGUUGUUUGACGUUCGGCUAUAAACGGAUUAUCGAGGUGAUUGUCACCUCCCGCAUGUCUAUCAUCGAGGUUUUUUUCGUGGCUAAAUUUUACUUCUCAUUAGCGUUUGUUAUUAAAACGUGGUUGAUUAAUUGAGCUAAUUAUUUUCAAAGAAGUUGAAAAUUACUCUCACUGAUGUUUUUCUAGAGCGUUCAUGCGUCUGAGUACUUGAAUGAUUUCUGAAUUCUACGACGUCAGGGGGUUGGAACUUUUGAAGAGACAUUGUUUCUAAUUAUAAGCUGUGGACAGAAAUAUUUUGGUUACAAAACAGAUCCCUUGAUGAUUAAGUUUCAUUGAUUGUAAUCCAACAAAGAUUUUAUAUUUCAGCAAGAGGUGUUUCUUGUUAGGCAUAGCAGUGUUUUAUAUUAUAAAAUGCACAGAAUAUGUGUAGAGUGGGAUGUUUACUCUGACUGAAACUAUGUCAUUAAUAAUUUAAUUAACAGUUGGCAGGUUUCAAAUAAGCUCAUUGGUUUCAUGAUAAGGUACUGUUUUGCUAGCAAUAAACAUAAUUUAGAAUCCAUUUAGGUAGUUAUCCCCCCAUGCCAAGCUUGAGAAUAUUGUCACACAGCUAAAACUCAACAAAAGAAAAUUCACAGUGAUGUGGAGAUUCUUGCCCUGUGUAUUUUGAAGUAUAAAAUUUUUCCAAUCAAAUUACAUAAAACAUGCAAUACAUAUUGUUUUUUUCUUUUUAACUUAAAACAGGGGAGUGAACAAAUUAAACUAAUUCAAAGUCUUUUGGAUCUGAAAUUUAUUUUGAAUUAUGACAUUUAAGUUGUGAAUCAAAUGUUCUUUAGUUUCAAUAUUUCCGUGUCAGUUUAUUUUGAUAUUCGUUGGUCCAAGGCCCUUUGAAAUUUUGUUACGAAGGGAAAUGUUAAGGUGGUCUCAAUAUCUUUGAAGCAAAGGAAAACUUGAAUCACAAAAUGUAUGGAGCUUCACUAUCAUGGUGUCAAUAACUGCUAGGUUCAAAUAUGAAGUUGGUAUGGAUUAGGGAAAGGGAGAGGUAGAGAAAGAACAAAAGUUCUCUUGCCUGAUAUUGGAGCAUAAGUGAUUAUAAUUUUAAAAAAAAAAUUUGGUUUUUUAAAAUAUCCAACCUGAAAGUACACCAAGAUAUUAAUUGACUCCUCAAUUAUAAGAUAGACAGUCCAGGAAAAUUUAUGAAAGCUUGUUGCAAUAAAUAAUUUACAGAAUCAAUCCAGAUUAAGAGAAUUUUUAUAUCUGUUUUAUCAGUUUUUUUUCUCAGCACACUUAUUAGCCCUUUGACUUCAAAGAUCUCAUUAGUAAUUCUCUUUACUGUCUGCCAUACAGUUCUUGUGAUGUUAGUUUGGAGAAUUUGGUAUUGGAUCAACUAAGAAUCUCAUAAUCAAUAUUUUCCUUUAUUCUCAUCACUUGUCUGCUUGAUAUUGUUUUGAUAUUGUGAGGAGAACUUUGUCUUGGUCACUCAUGGGAGUUAAGGGGUUAAUUUAUUUAUCCUAAUUAGAGCCAGAUUUAUUCUUUUUUUUCUUUUUGUGGAGUGAGAUGAGAUACUAUAUUUUAAUAAUCUCUUUAAAAUUGGAUAUUGUUCCAAGACUAACUUUUAGAACAAUAUUUUUUGCUUGUUAUGAUAAAUUAUCCAUAUUUCUUUUGACCUACAGAGGAGUUUGUAGCUCAUGGGUCAAAUGUGUCAUGUUUGUCUCUGGGCCCAACUUCUGGACGUGUCAUGGUGACAGGAGGAGAGGAUCGCAAAGUCAACAUGUGGGCUGUAGGAAAGCCAAAUGUAAUCCUGGUAAGAACAAGUGCAAUAUUUUAAGGUCAAGUACUUUUAUCUCGCCUUUGCCAGAGGUACAUAUUCUAAUCAAAGUGAAGUGCCUGAUAUGAAGGAAAUUACAGUCUAACAUGAUUUUUUCAUUGUCAUCCCUUGAUGCGUUUUUCCUUAACAACUCACAACAGAUUACUCUUAAUACUGCACAGUGUUGUGAUAUGGGUCUAAUUCACUGCUUUAAGUUUGAUUUAAACUUUACAGAUUUAUUUUUUCAAACUUUAAGUUCAAGAAAUGUAGAGCUGUCUCUGUCCUUGAUUAACAAAACCUCUGGAAAAUCAUAAAAUUACUGCAAUAUGAUUAAUAGGUGAUUGAUGGUUAUUGCUAUAUGAUGAUAAUAACCAUAAGAAGAAUGAUGAUGUUGUCUUUUAAAAUUUUUAAUUCAUACAGACUCUGUCAGGCCACACAAGUCCUGUAGAAUAUGUCCAGUUUAACAGUGGGGAGGAUCUUGUUAUUGCAGGAUCCCAGUCAGGAACACUGAAGAUUUGGGAUUUAGAAGCUGCCAAGAGUGAGUUGAAAUUUAACACACACAUGUUCAGGGUGGUCAUCAUAAGAGACCUGUCUGCUUUAUAAAAGGAAUAACAGAAACUGGGGAAUGGGCAACAUUGUGAGAAUUUACAUACUGAUGUUAGGGUGUUAAGGGUUUACUAUGUGGACCCUACUAGCUUGUUGCUAGGGUCACAUAUCCUGGUUUCUAUAGCAAUUAUUAUGACUCGUUGGUACCCACUUUUAUUCCCAGGUGAAGAGAAAUAUUUCAAGAGGGGAUUACCUUCCCAAGAACAAUUGAUUUGUUCAGGGUACAAUACUGGACCUCUCAAUGCUGAAUCAAACAUAGUAACCAUUAGGCCCUAAUAUUUCCAUCAUAGACUUUAACCACAUGUUUAUUAUCUACUCAAUCAUGUUAUGUCUUUUUUUUCAGUUGUCAGAACCCUGACUGGUCACAAGAGUAGUAUACGUGGUAUAGACUUUCACCCCUAUGGUGAAUUUGUAGCAUCAGGUUCUUUAGACACAAAUGUAAAGGUAAGAGUUUUAACCAAUAUAAGUUGUAUAUUGAGUAAUCCACUGAUUAAAAGGUGAUAUGAGAUGCUGUAAAGUUACAAAUUUUUAUUGGGACUUUAUCACCAUGAUUUCAAAAAAGUAGCAAACUUUAAGUCUCACCAAUAAAAACAAAAUUAUAGCCAAAAAUUGACCAUUACCCCUCGGUAGAACCUCUCUCUGGAGUUUAGGUGGAGGCAUUUCCUGAGUAUAAGGAAUUAAUAUACUCUUUGGCCAUGAUACAAUACAGAAACAUGUUGGCACAGUUAGAUGUGUUAUCAAACAAAUGCUAGACAAAUACUAUGAUGAUAGUUAUUUCAAAUGGUUGAUAAAGGAUUAAUUUUAUGCUUUUAACUUUUGUGGAAUUAAUUGAUGGCAAAGAGUAGGAAGACUAGGGAGCUAUUUCUUUGUGUGAUGGAAACUUUGCUGUGUAUGGUGAAGAAAAACAUAUGUAGAUAGGCCAGUACAAUAGAAGAAUAUUGUCUAUUGUGUAAGUAUUAAGCAACUGGUGAUGAAAGAAAACUUGGAAAAUGUGGCAGAAAAUAAUGAAUGACAUAAUGGGAAUGAUUUUAUUUUCUCUCAGCUUUGGGAUGUCAGACGAAAAGGUUGUAUAGUCACAUUAAAGGUAAUUGUUAAAAUUGUGCUCUCACUACAAUGAUUUUUUUUUAAUACCAAGUAAUAUUAAUGAAGGCUAUUGAAAAGGUCAUUUGAUCUUAUAAAUGCAUUACCAGUGAUGUCCAUGCCAAAAGUUAUUGAAAUUUAACCAAAAAAAAAAAUAGUGGCUAUAGGUAGGAUGGCUAACUUUUAAUUCUGUUGUCUCAUUAACAGGGUCACACUGAUGGAAUUAAUUUUGUGAGAUUUAGUCCAGAUGGCCGAUGGAUUAUAUCAGCAUCUGAUGACAACACUGUUAAGGUGAUGGAGGCUUCUUAAAAUUUUAUGCAGUAUUUGGCAUUAAGAAUCUACUUUUUCCUUUUUGCAAAAUGAAUACAAUUCUGCAUGAAUGUGUGUGAUACUGUGAAAACAAAAACCCUUUAAAAUGUGCACAACUUUCAACGUGUGGCCUUGUAACUCAGUUGGUAGUAGCUCCCAACAACCAUCUGGGAGGCAUGGGUUUGAAUCUCAUUGAAUCCUGAAUUCUUUCCAGGCUUCAAUGACCUGCAAGGAUCAUGGCUUUAUUUGAUUUCAAUCUGCAGGUCAUAUGAGAUUUAUUUCAUUACAAGUCAAGUCUGAUUAUAACAUGUUUUUUUGUCUCUGUAGUUGUGGGACUUGACAAGUGGAAAACUCCUUCAUGAUUUUAAGCAGCACACUGCUGCUGUUAAUUGUGUUGAGUUUCAUCCAAAGGAAUUCCUGUUAGCAACUGCCAGUAAUGACAGGUUUGUCAAAAAAACUGAUAGAUUUGAAGGGUGAUGUAGUCCAACUAUAUGUAUUACACUUUUGAUUACAUAUGUGAUUGGGGCUUUAUGAACCUUCCAGUAUUGCAAGAAAUGUAUUAAGUAGUACCACAUCAAAAAAAGGUAAUUUAAUUUAAUAAUAAGUUCUUAUAUAGCGCAUUAAAAUUGAACUCUAUGCGCUUUACAAUUACAAAUUAACAAAAUUUCGAUAAAAAUCCUAUACAUGCAAUUCGCUACUCUAUCUAAACUAAUGAAUUAUUACGUGUUAUGCAUAUGUUUGACAACGUACGAUAUCAAAUAAUCUGGUGGCUUAAUUUUUGAAAAGAUGAGUUUUCAAUAAGCGUUUAAAGGAGUCAACAGAUUCGGCGUUUUUUAUGCAUUCAGGUAGUUGGUUCCACAAAUACGGUGCUGCGUAGGAGAAUGCUCUUUGCCCAUACGUUUUAGUUCGAAUUGUUGGGACCUCAAGUAGAUUCAUAUUUGAUGAACGGAGGUUUCGUGCUGGAAUAUAUCGACUAAGAAGUUCAACAAGAUAGGUUGGAGCCAUGUCAUUUAGUGCUUUGUAUGUUAUCAACAGUAUCUUGAAUUGAAUUCGUUUUGUGACCGGGAGCCAAUGAAGUUUCCUAAGUAUAGGUGUUAUACUGUCUCUUGAUUUGGCACCGACUAACAAGCGGGCAGCUGUGUUUUGGAUCCGUUGGAAUUUUUCGAUGUCACAAAUCGGUAGACCGUACAAUAGGCUAUUACAAUAAUCAAGUCUCGAUGAGAUAAAGGCGUGUAUCAAUCUUUCAUUUUGCUGCGUCGAGAGGUAUUUACGAACGCGACCAAUAUUUCUGAUUGCUAGAGACGACGAUUUACAGAUGGAAUUUAUAUGCGAGCGUAAGUUCAUCACAGAAUCAAGCAUGACGCCUAGGUCUCGGACAGUAUUAGAUAAAUUAAUGAUAUCAUCUCCAAUAUUGAUAUUACAGAAAGGAGGAUUUUUUGAGAAGCGUGAGAGGAAAUGAAUGAUUUCUGUUUUGAAGGGUUGCACUGCAAUCUGUUUUUCUUGGCCCACCCAUGAUUGCAUUAACACAUGAUUUCAAUCUUUCCAUGCCUAGCAUUCUGUCAGAGGAGUUUAUCUUUAUGUAAAGUUGCGAAUCAUCGGCAUAUAUCAUACAGUUUAGGCCAUGUUCAGCAACAAUGUCUUCUGUAGGCGAGGUAUACAUUAGAAAGAGUAGUGGACCAAGUACUGAUCCCUGGGGUACGCCGUAGGAGAUAUGUCGAGGCUUAGAGAUAGAGUGAUUGAUCUUCACUGACUGAACACGAUGUUCUAGGUAUGAUUUGAACCAUUUUAGUGCGAUACCUCUAAAUCCGAAACGUUUCUCCAUUCUUUCAAGUAAUAUGUUAUGGUCGAUCGUGUCGAACGCAGCGGAAAGGUCUAGCAAAACAAGUACUACUUCUUCUUUUUUUGAUCUACAGCUCUUAGGAUGUCAUUUGAGACUUUUAUUAAAGCAGUUUCAGUGGAGUAGUAUUUGCGGUAUGCUGACUGCAUCGCUGGAAAUAACUGGUUCUCGGACAUAAAUCUGUAUAUUUGAUUUGCGACCACCCUUUCGAUUGUUUUUGAGAGAAAAGAUAGAUUUGCAAUCGGUCUGUAAUUUGAGAGACAGUUCGGGUCCAAUGAAGGCUUCUUUAAAGAUGGACAUACCAGGGAUUGUUUUAACUGAUCAGGAAAUUCUCCGUUAGCCAUGGAGGCGUUGAUAAUCUUGGUUAUAAUUGGCGUCAAGUGUGGAAUUGACUUUAGAAUUCGUGUUGGAAUGGGAUCCAGUUGACAAGACUUAGUUGGAGAUUGAACAAUAAGUUUGUGAACAAUAUCAGCAGAUACAGGUUGAAAAAUUUGGAACGACGAGGUGACUGGAUAAUUGACGUUGAUGUCGGGUGCUUGGGCAGUAUGGGAGUCCAAAUCCGAUCUUAUUUUCUCAAUUUUUUUGAUAAAAAAAAUCGUUGAACGUUUCGGUCAAUGUAUCCAAUGAAUCAUUAUUAGGGAGUGCAGCAAUGUUCUUUGAUAAGAAUAGGCGAGAUACCAUCUUGAAUAGUUGUGAUUGGUCAGAGGAGCUGAUCAGAGUCCGAUAAUAGUUUGUCUUUGUCGCUGUUAGAAGAUCAUUGUAGUGUUUGCAGGAAUCAAUAAAUAUUUCUUGGUGAAUUUGAAGACCAGAUGAAAUAUAUCUUCUUUCAUGACGACGUUUGUCUUGUUUAGCCUUACGAAGUUCAUCAGUAUACCAAGGAGAAUGCGGUCGCAGAGUGACCCAUCUCUCGUUCACAGGAGCAUGUUGAUCAAAGAUAGACAAGAGAUUAGUAUUAUAUUGUGUAGUCAGCUCAGUUACACAAGACUGUGGAUUAGUAAUGAGAUUAGAUUCUUCGAUGUCUUUGAUCAUACUAGCUAAAUCGAGCCUUUUGGUGUUUCUGUGUUUAACAUGUAGUGUAGAAGGUUUCGGUUUUGUACAUUUCACCUUACAAGUAACCAAAUUAUGAUCUGAAAUAUUGUCGGCUGAUAGAAUGCGAACAUCCGUUAUAACAUUAUUCUCUUCACGAGAUAAUAUCAAGUCCAAUGUGUGGCCCAGGCGAUGAGUGGAUCCAGAUACAUUUUGAAUUAGAUCAGUGGACUCAAGGAGAUUUAGAAAGGAGGCAGCUUCAGGAUUUGAUAGAUCAUCAACAUGGUAGUUAAAAUCACCGGCAAUUAUAAUGGGCUGCCUUGAUAAUGUAAGUUCUUCAAGAAAAGAUGAGAAUUCUUGCAAAAAGCUAUUUCCAGUGUUGUUCUUUUUUUGCACAGAGGAGGGCGAUAGAGAACAAUUAAACGGAAUGUCUCACUUUUGUUGGAUAUGCUCACAUCUAAGUACUCAAAUGAGCUUGUGUUCAUGAUGGAAUUUUGCAGUACGGUAUAACCAUCUCAGUAUCAACAAAGCGACUCCGCCGCCCUUACGAUUCCUUCUUGGUAUGUGGUGGAGUUUAAAAUGCGGAAGAAUGUUGUUGAUGUCAGUAAUAACAUGGUUGUCAUCCUCGGUUCCUUUAAGCCAAGUCUCUGUUAUGGCCAGGAUGUCUAAAUGGUGGGAGAUGACGAAAUCGCAUAAAUGAGUUGAUUUUUUUUACAAUCGAACGCACAUUGAGGAGAGCAAAAUUACUGGUGGAUUUGGUUCUCGGUAGAUGGCCAACGCGUGUGAUAGAGAUGACAUUGUUGAUGUUUCUUGAGUAAAUUUUCUUUGAUGGUCGUCGAUGCGUAGAAACAAUGGUUGGAAUGUAAUAACAUUGAGAAUCUUCGUUUUGAAUAAUUAAAUCUUCCUUCGGUUGAGAAAUUGCUCCAAGGUCAAAUUGUGACAAUAAGAAACCCAUUUCAGGACCAGGGUUAGAAGCAAUGGUUCUCGGUAGAUGGCCAACGCGUGUGAUAGAGAUGAUAUUGUUGAUGUUUCUUGAGUAAAUUUUCUUUGAUGGUCGUCGAUGCGUAGAAACAAUGGUUGGAAUGUAAUAACAUUGAGAAUCUUCGUUUUGAAUAAUUAAAUCUUCCUUCGGUUGAGAAAUUGCUCCAAAGUCAAAUUGUGACGACAAGAAACCCAUUUCAGGACCAGGGUUAGAAGCAACGUCACCAGCCAAAGUAAGACGAGCUUGGUUGAAGGUGGUAGUUGAGUUAGCGUAGUAUUUGACUUUGGAUGUGUUGUAACCUUUAGGUCGUAGACAAACAAAGCGAGGCCGAUUAGUUGUUAAAUAACGAGGUAGUAAUACAGCAGAAAUCCACUUGUUAGGAUACAAACAAUGAUUCUUGCAAAUAUAAUCCAAAGAGGAAAUGUUUAGGCAAUCCAUAUGUCGUUUUUCAAUUGAAAUAAUAUAAAGAACUGUGAAAAAAAUAAAGAAAAUCAAGCAGCGAUAUGAAGCACGUCCGUUACCCAUAAUUACCAUAAAGGUAAACUUCAAGUAAAUUUAUAAACAAUAAACAUCUAGUCAAACCUUUGUUACAAGUGGUAAUGUUUUUUUUUUAGGACAGUAAAAUUCUGGGACUUGGAGACCUUUCAACUGGUGUCUACUAUAGAUCCAGAAACUAGUGGCAUUAGGUGGGUGAAUUGUCAAUUUGAAUAUAAGAUAUGUUGUGACAAUUGUACAAAUCUGUACUUCUCAGCAUUAAAAUUCUCUGCAAUGAGCUACUGAUGAGAUGGGAGGAUAUUCUUUAGUAGUUCUUAGUUAAUGGAUUACGUGUCUUUAUCUUUUUAGAGUCAGCACCAAGGUUUUGGUAUAAUCACUUUUUUUUUUUUUGCUGCAGUGUAAUGACAUUAGUAUUAGCAUUCACAGUCUUUGCCUUGUUAUGUGAUGUACAACAGAUGGUGAAAACUGGCUUUUUUGUCUGAUUCACAGAUGUGUAGCAUUCCACCCUGAUGGACAUUCAUUAUUCAGUGGAGCACAAGAUUCCAUGAGGGUGUAUGGUUGGGAGCCAGUUAGAUGUUAUGACAGCUUUUCUCUUGGAUGGGGAAAGGUUGCUGAUAUUGCAGUUUCAUCCAACCAACUUGUAAGUGAACCCUGCAUUUUGACUUCCCUGUUCAGUUAAGAGUGACCAAGACAGAAUUUCUCCUUACAAUAUCAAUACAAUAUCAAGCAGACAAGUAAUGAGAAUAAUGAAAAAUAUAAAUUAGGGGAUUAUAAGUUGAUCCAAUACCAAAUUCUCCAUGCUAACAUCACAAGAAUUGUAUGGUAGACAGUAAGGAGAAUUACUAAUGAGAUCUUGGGACUAAUAAAGGGUUAAAGUUGUCCAAAAUUGAUUUUUUAUUUCAAAACAUCAGUUCUUAAUAAUUGAUUGAGUUCUGCAGUAAAGGCAUUUUUUCAUUUACGUCCUUGGAAGUGGUAUAUGUAACAGCUCAAUUAUUUCUCAACAAAUUGUGAAUUGCGCCUUGUAUCUUUGUAGAUUGGAGCAUCAUAUCAUCAGACCAAUGUAUCUGUGUGGGUUGUUGAUUUAGAGGUAUGUUUUUCAUGCAUGUAUAGCUGUUAAAGGGGUAUGUUUGUUUUUCUCAUGUUUAUCUUAGUGUGUGUUUUCAGUGUUACUGAUUAUGAAUUGUUCUCUCUUGUGUUCAGCAUUUAGAAAACCUUAUAGCAAAGUAUAAUGAUGAGACAGCUGAUGUAGGAAAUAAUGUAAUGGUGAGUAACAGACUUCUUUAUUUCUGAUGUACAACACUACUAUUGGACAACAAUGGUAAAUUAAAAUGUAAAUGUUAUAAAUCUGGGAGUCAAUGGCCCUGAAGCUCAAAUUCAUUCUUCUUGAAGUAAUAUGACUUGUCCACUUAUGGGAAGCUUGUAAUGAACAAUUUUGUUUGACUGAGACUACUGAAUGCAUUCAGAAUCACAGAGAUAGGAUAGCAUAACUAAGGGGGCCAAAGUCAUAAGUGUAUCUUGGUAAAGACCAUGAGACUUGACUAUACACUGGGUUGCAAAAAUGUUGACACAUGAAAUGCAUGAUUCAUGAAUGACGAGAUCUAAAGGCUUUAUGGGAAGUGGUCUUACAGUUGCAUAAUAAGUGCUUUACUUUUCCAUCAUUCACGGAAACUUUUUGUUUUUAGGAGGGUUUUUAUUAUUUACCACAUGUUAUUGUGGUUAUCAUGUAAAUGUGUACCCAUAAAGCCAUUGGGCCUCAUCCUUCAUUGCUAAGACUUUUUAGAUGUUAAUGUACCUGCAAUCAAAUGUAUCCUGGGGCAAGGAGGGUAACUUAGGAUAGAGUAGCAUUGUAUCCAGAGGGAGAAGCACCUCACUUAGUCACUAAAUGCUAUUAAAACUUAAAGAGAAGUCAAGCAACUUUGGCAAUACUUCACUUUCAGCAUUCAGCUUUGGUUUUUGAAACUAUGCUAGUUCCAGCAGGCUUAAGAUCCUGGAAUAAUGUUGUUAGUGAUACUUUCAAUAGGUUUGAAUUACCAUUAGUGCUUAGAGCUCCUGAAGCUAUUUACAACUGAGUUUUCAAUCUUUUACACAGGAAGGAGCACCAGGGGAACAGAAACCAGCUAAAGUUGUACCAUCUACCAAAACGUAAGUCAUUUAUUUAAAAUCUACUUACACUUCUCAGACCUCUCUUAAAUUUUUUCUAUUGAGGAAAACAGAAUUGUAAUUAGAUGUGGAUCCUUCUGUGAUCUUAAAGAUUAAAAAUUGAAUUUGUGUUUUUUGCCUUUACAGACCACCUAGAAAAGCAUUUAGCACAGAGAGACCUCAAACAACAUCUUCAAAACCCAGGUUUGUAUAUAACAGUUGGCUGAGGAACAUGUUAUAAACCCUGAGCUAUCUUCCUUGUGGUUUUAAUAACCUAGUGUUUGAGCCACUGGUAGUGCAUAGACUACACAUACCAUGACACCUUUUUGGUACAGAAACCAGUUUAAACUCGUGUGGUAGUGGGUGGUAACUCUUCUAAGACUUGAUGUUGAACUUAACCUGAUCUGGUUUUAGGGUCCUCAAAAGUCUGUUAAAUUUUUCAGACCUAAAGCUGAACAACCAGCUGUGCCAGAUGAGCCUUCCAGCAAAGAGGAAGAGAAAAAUGACAACAAGAACUUGGCAGCUCCUGAUGACAUAUUUUCAGCCAAGAAGAAACUAGGUGAGUGAAGUAUUUCUUUGGCCAAAAUUAUGUAACACUGAGGGAACUUGCUCAGCAACUACCCAGUUAGGGCUAAUUAGUAGUCUUUCGCUCCUUCAAAUUCCAAAUUGAAACACUAAAGAUAGGCUUUACAUUAUGGAACAGAAGGGAAAUAGUAAGUUAAGUGGACAAUAUUCUCUGUGACUCAAUUAAAGAUAGUUAAGGCCAUGGAAAUUUCAUAAGAGAAUUCUCUGAUUUCCAAUGAGCAAGCCAACCAAAAAGUACUUUUGGAACUUUUUUUUUUGAAUCAUUAAAUAUUGCAUUUGUGUUACAAAAAUUAUAAAAUAUUUAUUUUACAGAUCGUACACCUCCACGACAAAAACAUGAACCAUUUCAGCCUCCCCUAGAAGACCCUCUAUCACACGGUGAGAGGAACUGUCCAACUGAUGCAGUUGUUGAUAGCUUUUUUAGUAAUGUAUCUUCUUAUUAAAAUUUAUUUUUUGUUUAAUUUAUUUGUUCAUGUACAGGUCAUUCCAAACAAGUCCCUGUAGUUAAGCCAUCUGCCAUAGCCCCUGAUCCAGUCAAACCAUCCAAGGUGAGAUUUACUUCAUAGCAUGAAAGUUUUGGGGGUUUUGAUUUUUUCUUAAUAAGUUUUGCAUGUGAUCCUUAAUCAGCAAAAGUGACUUCCAGCAGAAAAAAUCCAGAAUACAUGAUGAUGCAAAUAUUUACUACCAUCAGUCAACUGAAAACAAUUAGUUUAGAAUAAAGAGUACCAGUACAUUCAUUUUCAUUGUAUUUGAACCCAAUUGAGAUAUCUGGGCAGCUCCUCUCUACAAAGUACCAUUUUUAGAAAACUUAAAGAUAUUUUCACUUUCUUUCAGUUGCAUUGUUUUCUUACUUGGUUUGAAAUUAAUUCCCUGAACAAAUUUUAGUCAUCUUAAACCACAAUAAUUUACUGUGACUAAACACAAAAAAUUGUAAUUUGCAAGAUAAAACUCACAGUCACAUAGUUUUUAUUAUACACUGUACAUUCAUUUGCAAUAUGAAAACUUUCCCAUUGCAAAUGGUCAAAUGCCCCCCAUUGAUGAAGCAGUGGCAAAGUACAUGUAGUUUUGUUCUUUUGGCUGAACUCACAACAAAAGGUCCUAUCUUUUUCCUUGUGUCUCCUUAACAAGUUUGGAUCUGGUCCUUUGUUUUUUAGCCCACUUCAGUAAAUGAAAAUCCACAGCACCAACAAAUGAUACCCUCAGAGAGAGACAAACCAGCUGGACUGCAAUUGUCUGACUUUCUUCCAGUAAGUACUCAACAACUUUUGAAUAGAUUGUUGAAUUUUUUAUUUUAAGGAAAGGUGAUGGUUGAAUUUGAAGUCAUAAGUUAGGAUGAUAAAAGGAAGCUUAAUUUUCUUGAAUAACAGAUUAGUUAAAACAUCAUUGGAGUUAAUUUACAGAUGUUACAUAGUGCAUUUGAAGUUUCAAAUUCUGUUUCAAGUUCUAGCUUCUGUCUGCUAGUGGGUAAUUGAUUUAAAAUGGAAACUUAAGAAACUUUUCCAUUUCUAAAACAAAUGCUGACAAUUCAUUUUUUUUCUUUUUACAUAAGAGGAAAUAUUAUUCUACUAGUCAUAAUAUCAUAAUAUUUAUUUGUAUCUUGUUUUUAAUGUUUUAGUCCAGAGCUCCUGCUGUUAAUGACCCUUCACAAAACAAUGCCAAUUUUGAUCAACAUAAAUUUCCGCCAAAGAAUCCAGCCAUGUCAGAGAAAGAUGCCAUCUCUGCACUGUCAAAAAGUGAGUUUAGGAUACGAAAUCAUCAUGAAUGAAUGAUAAUAUUAGAUUAGAAGAUAGGCAUAAGAUAUAGAUCCUACAUGAUGGCUCUGAAGAAUUUAUUUAACUGAUAUUUUCUGGUCUUAGUUACAAUCAUGGUGCUUCUUAGAUAUAAAUGUUUUAUUGAGGAAGAGCUCAUCAAAUGGGUAAAUUGAAUGUAAAUUUGAUGGAUUGUUGUUUUCAGGUCAUGACUCCAUAGCAACAAUUAUGACGGCAAGACUCAAGAAUCUGAGUGUUGUUGCGAGACACUGGGGGGAUGGUGAAAUAAAGGUUAGAGAGAAAUGGUAUUUGAUAAGUUCUGAAUUGAGUUGCUAUCAAUUUUGUUCAAAUUGUUUACACCUUUUUGUUUAAUGUUCUUUUCCAGACUGCGGUACAAGUUUCAGUAGAUAUGAAUGAUCAAGCUAUCUUAGUGGACCUGCUCAAUGUUCUCUGUUUGAAACAGUAUGUUUACCUAUCCACAUAUUACUUUCUUAACCCUUUCACUCCCACAAGUGACCAAGACAGAAUUUCUCCUUACAAUGUCAAUACAAUAUCAAGCAGGCAGGUGAUGAGAAUAGAGAAGAAUAUUAAUCAUAGGAUUAUUAGUUGAUCCAAUACCAAAUUCUCUGAACUAACAUCAUAAGAAUUGUAUGACAGAUAGUAAGGAGAAUUACUAAUUAGAUCUUGGGAGUGAAAGGGUUAAUUUUAACUUAUUGUGCUGUCAAAGCUCUACAAGGUCAGGCUUUCAUGAUACAGGAGGAGGUAGAUACAGUCAAACCUGUAUUUACCCUUUACACCUUAAGAUCAGUAUGCACAUUCUCCAUACUGUUCUCUGUACAUUUCCUAAGGUGAUCACAGGGAGAAUUAGCUCAAAGAUAAGGAGUUUCUGUAGUUAAUGAUCAUUUCCAUUAUUCUCAUGACCUUAGUGUAUGAUUCAGGGGUGAUAUUGUAAGGAGAAAUUACAUGCUCGUCACUCUAAGGGGUUAAAGGGUUAAGAGGCACAGUAUAAAGCAGUCACCUUGCAUUAAGUGGUCAGUUGUCAAAGUCCCGAAUUUGUUUCCUCUUAAUCAGUGUUUAAUUUUCACCUGUAUUAAGUGGUCAUGGUCACAUUUGAGUGAGUCCCACCAAUCUGUUUGUUUUGUCCCCCACCUGUAUUGAACAGUCACUUAAAUCAGAACUGCUAAGAAAAAAACUGAGAAUGAUCUUUCAAGUAAGAUUUAAUUCAUGUUUCUCUCCUGAAAUCAAUGCUUGUAGUAUUUUUAAGUGAGUGUUUUUACAUUAGGUGGUCAGUUAUGGCAUUAAAUCAUUUUUUUUUAUAUACAUUAUCCCUCUUCUGUGGAACCUGUGUAAAGUGGUUAACCUGUAUUAAGUGGUCACCUUGCCAUUCCCUGUGGAUGGCAGCUUAAUACAGGUUUGACUGUAACAAACUUUUAAUAAACAGUAACAUCCAUCAUCCAAAAAAAAAAAAAAGUGAAAUGUCUUUCUUGAUUUCUCUUUACAAACUUUUAAUAAACAGUAACAUCCAUUGUCCAAAAAAGAAAACAACCUGUGAAAUGUCUUUCUUGAUUUCUCUUUACAGGACAUUAUGGAAUCUAGAUGUUUGUUCAUUGCUGCUUCCUCACCUCAAGGACCUGAUAAGUAGCAAGUAUGAAAGGUGAGAGAGUGUUUCAUGUAGUGGAUUAAAAGAUAUUACAGCUGAUGGUGUCAGGCUUGAUGCCAGAAAUCGUGUCAGUCCUUAUUAUGAGCACCAUCAUGAAAAAGUAUUUUGUGUUGCCAUCAUUAUCAUCAUCAACUCAUUUAAUCAAUCUUGAUCAAAAUACAUUUGAAUUUCUCUUACAGCUAUGUCCAAGCUGGUGCAAUGGCAAUUAAACUUAUUCUGCGAAACUUUGCUCCAGUUAUUAAAAGCAACAUGGCAGCACCACCGGUGUCUGUAGGAGUUGACCUAGUCAGAGAAGAAAGGUGAGGUUUAACCCUUUAUCCCCAAAGAGUGACAAGGAUCUAAUUUCUCCCUAUAGUAUCACCCUUGAAUCAAACAUUAAGGUCACAGGAAUAAGGGAAUUGAUUGUUGAACUGAUUCUCCUUGUCAGCACCUUAGGAAAUGUACAGGGAACAGUAUAGAGACUAUGCAUACUGAUAUUAGGGUGUACAGGGUUAAGUGUUUAAACAGAGCAAUUUUCAGUUGAAUUUUUCCUCCUUUCCCUACCUUUUCAUGUAAAAUGACAAUAGUCGGUUCAUAAUCAGUAUGACCAGUAUUUUUUAUUUAUUUUUUUUUAUUGUGUUGAUUCUAUUGUGUAGUCUUUAUUAAAACUUACAGAUAUUAAGAAUGAAUCUUAUGUCUAUGUAUAUGUGAGUCAUGUUUAAAUUCACGCAAAUUUACCCCUGCAGGUAUAACAAGUGUCACAAGUGCUAUUCACAUUUGCAGUCCGUUCGUGAAGCUCUGUCUAGUAAAACCAACAUUUCUGGAAAAAUGGGAAGUCUCUUCCGUGAGAUGUCGCUUGCAUUUUCCAGCUUGGAUUAAUAGUAAGCAAGUAAGCUAUUCUAGAGAAGAUAUGAUGCACACAGGGAUUACCAUGACUUGUGGAAUGUCCACUGCCGCAGUGUAAAUUAUUUUCAUUAAAAAAAAUGACAACAAGAGUCUGAGCUGCCUUUGUGUAAGCUAGGAGUGAAUUAUUUUGAAAAAUCACAGAUCAGAUUUCAUACAAAGUAAAAUGGAAGGACAAACAUCAGUGAAAAUCAGAUUAAGAGGUACUGAGGGAUAUCUGUGAUGUGACUCAUGCGAGCUGGUAAUGCUUUAGAAAGAUCUCACUGAGUUGGAACAUUGCACUUGAUUGUGCUUUUGAAGUCAGUAUGUUAAUUGGAGAAAAAGCAAACAAGUGAAAGUAACCUCAUGUUUAAAAGACAAGAAAGAAAUCAUACCAUCUAAAAGAGUUUUUGUAACUCAGGUGUAGAGUGAUCAGCAAAGGUUACAGGUGUUUUUGAUUGGUACAGUUUUAUCAUAGAAAAUGGUGUGAGUUCAGAUAAGAGGUUGGCUCCUAAGAUCACUUGCUAAUUCCACCAUAUCUUAAGUUGUGAUGUUCUCAAACUCACCUGAUCUAUUGAUUACCAAGCUAAGCAAUGUCAGGGAGUUGGAAUUAUUUAAAUGGAAUUGGGGAGCUUGAUUAUUAUAAUAAUUUAUUAUGUUGUGUUUGAGCUUGGGGAUAAGCCUUCUUUCCUUUCAAUCAGCACUGGACAAAAGGCUUUCUCUCCAGCAGGUUGUAGUUUUCUACUUUUGUUUUGUUGUGAAAAUUAACUGUUAAUUUACUAGUAAGAAUUAUUUCAGUCUUAUUGGUAUUUAAGUUUAGAUAAAGAGUACAAAUAUUACUUUUGAGGACAUAUUUACUUAAAUUUUGUAAAUGAAAACAAAUUAGCACUUUUCAAAGUGAAAAGUCAGUAUUGUGAAUGGAUGGUAAAUAGAAACGUGUUCCACCAUUCAAAGAAGCCCUUUUAAGAGGGAGGGGAGGGUGGUGAGACUCCCAUCUCUCAUAUUCUCUUGUCCUCCCCAGGACUUUUGCUCCCUCAGCCACCUUUCAUCUAAGGUCCAUUUCUUCCAGACAUGUCCACUCCCAUAUGGUUUAAAAGUAAACAACAAGAUCAAAAAGCUCAACUAUACAAAGGAAAUUGUGAGUCCAUUUCAGAGUCCAAUGCUCUUUUCAGUCGUAAACUGACAGCAUGCUACUCCCAGGUCAAUCUUGUAAGUCAAAGCUUUUUCCCUUUUUAAGUCAACUGUUUAAAUAUCUCUCACCACAAUGUUCACACAUUUUAUGCCAAAUUAAAGUGGACAUAAGCAAUAAUUCUUCUUGUGUCCUUGCAUUAUUGUUUGCUGAAUAUUGCUUACGAGUUAGUCUGUACAUAAUGGCUGUCCUUCAAAUCGUACUUAGAAUGUCAACUCAAGUAUGUGUAGUGUGAAUAUGAACUUAUAUGCAUGUGUUUGUAACUUGAUUUCAAGUGACAAAUGGUAACAUUAAAUAAAGUAUGUUUAUAGAAAUCUCAUGUGACUGUUCCUAUUUUGAUAGUUGAAUCCAGUUUACACUGACAUUUUUUUCUGCAAAUGUGUUAAAGCUGUUUUGUUUUUGAUUGUUUGGUUUUAUGUUUGUUUGUAUUCAUUUACUGUGUUUAUGAGAUCUGCAUGUGAAAACAAAUUGAGAAGUUAACAAUAUUAGUUUUGUGAACAAGCAGGGAACAGACAAACGAGAUUUUGCACUGAAAAUUGAACUCAUUAACAUGUGUUAUCUCUUUAAGAUAUCAAUACCAAGCCCUUUAAUAAAGAGCUUAAAUGCUUUCAAUAAUAGACCAACUCUUAAAACUGCUGUGUGAUGAUUUAACUUCAAAUUCUG